This is a messenger RNA of Cooperia oncophora, 342 nucleotides long. NCBI's taxonomy places the organism in Eukaryota, Metazoa, Nematoda, Chromadorea, Rhabditida, Trichostrongylidae. The record is from the annotation of a GenBank genome assembly.
AUGAGGCUCGUUUCUCUGUUACGUCUACUAUGGCGUAGGAUCCGGAGGGCUAGGAAGGUUUACAAUCUGGUAGAGAACAGUGGAGUGCAACCCGUCCGAGAUCGAGACCUCAUACAUCCUACAGCCUCAACGUAUUUGUCAUUCAAUCGCCCUAAUCCACCAUCGUUUCUAGAGGGAUGUUUCCGACGAAGGAAUUCCACAAUGGACAGGUGUCACCUAUACACCAGCUCCGUAUCUGCUGCUGAUACCGAGUACUGGGAGAUAGACGAUACUAUUGUAAGUUAUACAUUGUUGGAUUACUUCAUAUUUUACACUGUUACGGGUAUUAACAGUGCCAAGUAA